UUAUUCUUUUAAUUUUUUCCUCGCACAUAUUCCACCCUCGUCCAUUUAAAAAAACCAGACAUGUUCAUGUAUUUUUAUCGCGUUUAUUUAACAACGAUAUCGAGUUGUUUGCAUUCAUUCAGCAUUGCAUAACGCUAGAAUCGGACCACUUUAGAUGUAAGAUAAGAAUUUUAGCACACGACUAAAGACAAUCAUUAACGUUUAAAAAAACCCACCAUAUGAAUAUACUGAAGUUAUGAUUUGGGCAGAAUAACAUUCACACCGUGGGCCUAUUUUGCUCAGGCAUAUCAUCUGCGUGCAGUAGUGGUGCACUUACUAAUGGGAGCCCAGUGCAACAAGGCAGAUCUGUUCACGCGGCUGGAUGUGGACAAGAACAGCGUCUAACGUGGCGAUGCUGCGUCUCCGUCGCCAGUAAUCUCGAAACCGCGCAGCAAUAUAAAACCGUCAGGGAUGUUCUGACCCGUAUCGGACCGCAGAGGAGUCCAAACGCGGCGUUAGGCAUUCGUGUCGACUCUGACCGCAGUCCCGGAAAUUUGUGCUUUGCCAGCGCAUUGCCUCGCGCGUCUUCCUCCCGCAGCCUGCGCGCCACCGACUGCAGCUGCCUCGGAUCGGCACGCGGAUAAAAUGGGUCCCCGCGCGCGUUCGUUAAUCGCCGUCGUCUGGAUGUUGCUGCUGAACGAUAUUCGGUGUCUGAACGGCGACGAAGACCAGGUUCAAGACACGGAGUGCAAGAUGAAGAGCGUUACCGUAUCCGCCCUGCCGUUCCUGAGGGAGAAUGACCUGAGCAUCAUGCACAGCCCGUCGGCCUCCGAGCCCAAGCUGCUGUUCUCCGUCCGGAACGAUUUCCCUGGCGACAUAGUCGUGGUUGACGACCUGGAAAAUACCGAGCUGCCUUACUUCGUGCUGGAGAUCUCGGGGAACUCUGAGGACAUCCCACUGGUGCGCUGGCGACAGCAGUGGCUGGAGAAUGGAACGCUACUCUUCCACAUCCACCACCAGGACGGGAACGUGAAUGUGCCGGGGCUGGCAGCUACCGAGGACCCCGCCAGCGACAUCGCCGAGGAAGAACUGCGCAUCCUGCACAUCUCCGUCAUGGGUGGCAUGAUCGCUCUGCUUCUCUCCAUCCUGUGCUUGGUGCUGAUCCUGUACACGCGUCGCCGCUGGUGCAAGCGCCGCCGUGUGCCACAGCCUCAGAAGAGCGCAAGCGCCGAGGCGGCCAACGAGAUCCACUACAUCCCCUCGGUGCUGAUGGGCGCACAGGCGCGUGAGAGCCUGCGGAACACACGCGGGCAGGGCGGCGCCGGGGCAGGCACCCUCAGCAUCCGCGAGACGCCCAUCCUCGACGGCUACGAGUACGACAUCACCGACCUGCGGCAGCACCUGCAGCGUGAGUGCAUGAACGGCGGCGAGGACUUCGCCAGUCAGGUGACCCGCACACUCGACUCCCUGCAGGGCUGCAAUGACAAGGCCAGCAUGGACCUCACCCCAGGGAAUGACAAUACAAAACUGUCCCUAAUGAGCAAGUACAAGGAUAACAUCAUAGCCACCAGUCCAGUUGACAACAGUCACCAGCAAAACACGCUCCUCCCACACACCACCUCCACCAACCAGCGCAAGCGCCUGUCCAGCAAAACGCGCGCGGGUUCAGCCUUCCUGAACCCGGAUGGGGACUCGGGCACGGAGGCGGACAGCGAGCCGCAGCUCACCUUCUACACGGACCCCAACCGUAGCCGGCGCCGGGGCAGAGGUAUGAGAAAUGGUAACGCCACCCCAGCCUGGGGCUCCGGGGGCUCUUCCCGUAGUCCCAUUAGUAAGACCACCCUGACUCUGAUCAGUGUGGUGAGCUGUGUGAUUGGCCUGGUGUGCUCCACUCACCUCUCCUGCAGCCUGAACGUGCGAGUCAUCCUUCACGUCCCUGAGCACCUCAUCGCCGAUGGCUCCAGGUUCAUCCUGAUGCAGGCUAGCCAGCUGGAUGCCUCUGAUUGGCUGAACCCAGCGCAGGUGCUACUCUACCACCAGCAGAAUGCCAGUGGACCCUGGAUCCAGGAGCUGUGUGGCCGCCGCCUCCUGGACCCCUGCGAACACCAAUGCGACCAAGAUACAGGCGAAUGUCUGUGCUUCGACGGAUAUAUGAAGGACCCCGUUCACAAGCAUCUUUGCAUCCGCAAUGAAUGGGGCCCAAAUCAAGGACCUUGGCCCUACACCAUUUUCCAGCGUGGCUUCGAUUUGGUCAUGGGAGAGCAGCCCUCUGAUCGGAUCUUCAGGUUCACGUACACACUGGGGGAGGGCAUGUGGUUGCCCCUGAGCAAGAGCUUUGUCAUCCCGCCAGCCGAGCUGGCCAUCAACCCCUCCGCCAAGUGCAAGACGGACAUGACCGUCAUGGAGGACGCCGUGGAUGUGAGGGAGGAGCUGAUGAUCUCCUCGUCCUUCGACAGCCUAGAGGUUUUGUUGGACUCCUUCGGCCCCGUGCGAGACUGCUCCAAGGACAACGGCGGCUGUAGCCGAAACUUCCGCUGCAUUUCGGACCGGAAGCUGGACUCCACAGGCUGCGUGUGCCCCCCUGGUCUCAGCCCGAUGAAGGAUGGCAGCGGUUGCUAUGACCACCAUAUUGGCAUCGACUGCUCUGACGGGUUUAAUGGGGGAUGUGAACAGCUGUGUCUGCAGCAGCUUGCCCCACUAGAGGAGGAGCCCACCCUGUACAACAUCCAGAUGUUCUGUGGCUGCAUUGAGGACUACAAGCGAGGCACGGAUGGGCGUUCCUGCCUGCCGCUGUCGGACGCAUGCCCCGACGGCGCAGACUGCGGUGAGGCUGCCGAUGUGCCGGCCAACCAGACCGUCUUCGGCGACCUCUUCUACGGCUACGAUAACCGCACCAGGGAGAUCACCUCGAGACAGAUCCUGAAGGCCAACUUCAGGCAGAAAAACUUUGCCCGUGGCAUAGAACAGCAGCUUCCAGAUGGCAUGGUGGUGGCGUCAGUUCCUGAUGAGGCCCGGUGUCACGAGGAGCUCUCCGAACCCGUUCCUGACCCGGAAUACCUGACAGGCAUGGUGAACUACAGCGAGGUGUCUGGCUACCCUCUCGUCCAGCACUGGAAACUCCGCUCUGUUCUCUACCAUGUCAAGCUCAGCCAGUGGACCUUCGCCCAAGCGUUUAGUUCAGCCAUCCACUCCCUAGAUGGCGCCACCCUGCGCAGCGACUACACGUCCAUCCUGAAGGAGUUCGGCACCCACUACCUCCAGGAGGCAGUGUACGGCUUCCAGGAGUCCUGCACUAUCUGGUAUCCCAACAGGCAGGUGCAGCACCAGCUGUGGUUGGAGUAUCAGGACAUCAGUAAAGGUAACUCUCCGUCGGACGAGUCUGAGGAGCGGGACAAGGAGGCGCGCACGCUGACCUACCCCGCCUACGUGGCCAGCCUGCUGGACUCGGGGGCCAAGCGCAUGGCAGCAGGGGUGCGUAUGGACUGCAGCUCCCAGGGUCAGUGCCCGCUGGCCUGCCACCUCUGCCACAUGAGCCCUGGGCCCCCGCGGCCUGCAGAGCCUGUGCUUCUCCAGGUGACCAAGGCCACGCCCAUUUACGAGCUCAUCAACAACAACGAGACCUACCAGGCUCUGCAGGAGGCCUUGAUGGGUCUGCUGUGGUGCUCAGGGAAGGGCGACGUCAUCGACGACUGGUGCCGCUGUGACUCCAGCGCCUUCGGCGCCGACGGCCUGCCGACGUGUGCACCCCUGCCCCGGCCCACGCUGCGGCUGUCCCACUCGUACGAGCCAAGCAGCUCAUUGGUCAUUGUGGAGUGGAACCACACCGAGCCACCAAUCGGAGUGCGCAUUGUUGAUUACCUCAUCAGUCAGGAGAAAGUAACAGAACGGACGGACCACACCAAGGUUGAAGCAGAGACCAUGCUGAGCUUUGUGGAUGACAUCCUCUCUGGGGCCAAGUCCCCCUGCAUCAUCCUGGGUGACAUCCCUGACCCACUCAACUCCAUUGCCAUGGUGAUACGCUGUCUGGAGCCUGACAGCACAUACAUGUUCCGACUGUGGGCGGUGGACAACACAGGCCGGCGGUCCAGCCCCAGUGACAUCACCAUCAAGACUCCGUGUCCAGCUGUGGACGAUGUCAAGGCGCAGGAAAUAGCGGACAAGAUCUACAACCUGUUUAAUGGUUACACAAGCGGCAAGGAGCAGCAGACGGCCUACAACACGCUGAUGGAUGUGGGCGCGCCCACGCUGCACCGCGUGCUCCACCACUACAACCAACGCUACGAGAGCUUCGGAGAGUUCACCUGGCGCUGUGAGGAUGAACUGGGGCCCAGGAAAGCAGGCCUGAUUCUGUCUCAGCUUCAUGACCUCAGCGGCUGGUGUCGGGGUCUCCUGCAGGGGCCCAAAAUUGGCCUGCGGAGAGCGUCUCUCAAAUACCUGUCCUGCCGCUACACAGACACCAAGGCCUUUGGUCUCAACUGGGGGGAGCUAGGCCAAGAUUUGCGCAAAGCCUGCGAGGAACAGACUCUCCCUGUGAUGUACAACGACUACGGCGAACCGAAGGAACUCUGAGCUCCUGGAGGACGGCAGGAAACUCCUUCUCCUUCCUCCCCACAACACCUCAGUCCUUGUGUUCCACAGUAUUUGGUUCUAACGUUCCUCCUGCCUCCAUUGGUUUUAUUGUUCUGUCUGUCAGCCGCUACGAGGACAGAAUUCACUCCUGGUUUCUUCUGCAUUUUGCACUGGAGCUACAAAGCUAACACAACGUUCUUAAACAGAGACAUCUGUACCUGAAUCGGACAGAUAACAGAUUUACAAAAACCGUGUAAAGAUAUUUCAGGAGACGCUCAACACUGGAUGCUUUAUGUCGCUUUCAUUUUAAAAAUUACACUGAACAAAAAAUUUACAGUUUGUAGCGUCAUGACCUGCUAACAGGUGGUUUCAUGCCCUCUGUUCUGUUGUACAUUAAAAUAAGUAAGAGUUACAUGGUAGUACAUCAAAAAUAACAACACGUUGAAAUACAAUAACACACAAAAGACAAGACAAAUGACACCAAUGGGGUGCAGAGAUUGUGUAUAGUGUAGGAUUUAAUUGAUAGUUAGUAUGUCAGAUAUAUUUCACAGUCGAAAAAGUUUGGUUACACAUUUCAAACAUGCAGAAGAAGUACAACUUCUGAUCUGACCUUGGUUUGGAUUUCUUGCAUUAGUCCUGGUUCGGGAUAUGGAUUACGGCAGGAUGUAGUUCUGGAGCGGAGAACAGUGCUUGUAAAGUGACGGCGCUGAAUCAUUAGCCCGAACGUUAACACGAAUGCUGAAAAUAUUCUGUUACACAGAUGUGUCUUCCUACCAGGUCACGAAUGAAAGGAGCAGAUUCCAGCAGAGUUGUGUCAGGAGCUGUCGAUGUGCAUGACGAUGUGUAUCAGGCCCAGAGAUGGAGAACCUAAUCGUGUUAUAACGUUUCUAUUUGCAUUUCUCUGUGACUUUGUGAACAUGAACCCAGCGGAUAAGGUGAUGAUAUAAAUACAUUUGUAAUUUUUUUCUGUGCUAGCAAGGCAUUGAUUUGCAGUACUAAUAGCAUAGGACGUUUUUUUCUUGGAGAAUGGAAAUAUAUGCAUUGUUGUCUUCAGGUGAUUAAAGUUUUACUGAGUUCUGUAAAGACUGAA
Electrophorus electricus (electric eel) is the source of this 5638-nucleotide messenger RNA. RefSeq names its product astrotactin 1 (gene astn1). Gene Ontology annotation, molecular function: protein binding. Lineage: Eukaryota; Metazoa; Chordata; Actinopteri; Gymnotiformes; Gymnotidae. Gene Ontology annotation, cellular component: endosome; membrane. Gene Ontology annotation, biological process: neuron cell-cell adhesion; neuron migration. The record is from RefSeq and is a predicted model, not a curated record.